This is a messenger RNA of Paramecium octaurelia, 990 nucleotides long. NCBI's taxonomy places the organism in Eukaryota, Ciliophora, Oligohymenophorea, Peniculida, Parameciidae. The record is from the annotation of a GenBank genome assembly.
AUGCAGUCAGAGUCAGUAAGACAGAAGGCUAUCAGAUAUAUUAAUGAACUAUAGACAGAAGACGAUGAUUAGUUUCUUCCAUAUAAAUAAGAAAGAGAUCAUGUUGGAUUAUUAUUGAAUACCAAUAGAAAAUCAAAAUCUACCAACUAAUUGAACACCAGGGCUAGAAUCAAACAUAUUUAUAGUUUGGCUUCAAUCACAAAACAAUAACCGUCUUAAUCAACUAAAUAAAAUGCUGUUUCUAACCAUAAAAAAGAAAGCAGUGCUCAUAAUUUAGAUUUAUCCCUUCUUGUCAACUUAUAACCUCCAUCAACAGAAGAACAAGCCAAAGCUAAGCAAUAUAAAGAGAUGAUGGAAAAGAAAGCUCUUUUAGAAAUGUAUGAGAAGAAAAAAGAUAGUAAAGCUAUGAGUCCUGUUUUAGAACAGAUGAUUGAAAAACUCAAUUCAAGUAUAACGCAAGAUAAAUUUAUUUGGAAGAUGAGCAAUGUGGACAAGGGUAAGAAUCUUGGCUAUUUGUUUCAUGAAUCAAAAUUAAGAAAACACAAUCACAAAAUUUAGAAGUUGCAGCCAUCUCUCCCUAAUUAUGAACCAAAUUACUAAGCGAUACUACCGAAAUCAAUAUCAAUUCUUAUUAAACCUAGUGAGAAACCUUCUUAUUCUCAACAAAUCUAAGAAUUUAUAAGAAAAAACCAGUUAGAUAAGGAAUCAUCUAAACAACCCUAGACUACAAUUUCUAAAAAGGAUAAUACUCUUGAAAAAAUGUAUAGCGUCAUAUAGAAUCAAAUUACAAGAGAGGUUAACUAAUCGCUUAUAUCAAAUCCUCAAUCGAUGAAUCCGUUGGAAGAGUUUAGUGCUAAACCUAUUGAGGAUACUUAUAUUCAACAAUUUCAUUUGCAAGUAAAAUAAAAAAUGAAGGAAACCAAUAGGGCCAGGAAGAAUAUACAGAAUAAAAUACAAGAGUUUGAUUCUUAUUUAUAGAAACAUAAUUGA